Messenger RNA from Penicillium lagena, 915 nucleotides. RefSeq lists its product as uncharacterized. The record is from RefSeq and is a predicted model, not a curated record. The transcript has 5 exons. Bases 1 to 915 code for a protein of 304 amino acids. NCBI's taxonomy places the organism in Eukaryota, Fungi, Ascomycota, Eurotiomycetes, Eurotiales, Aspergillaceae. Gene Ontology annotation, biological process: mitochondrial L-ornithine transmembrane transport. Gene Ontology annotation, molecular function: L-ornithine transmembrane transporter activity.
AUGGAGUCCGAAGCCUUCGAAGAUCUGGAGAAGGGCGGCGGUGCCCUGCGCACCAUCAAGGACUUGGCCUCCGGCGCCGCGGGUGGAAUGGCUCAGGUUUUGCUGGGACAACCCUUUGACAUUGUCAAGGUGCGGUUACAAACGACCACGCAGUACUCGAGCGCGGUGGACUGCGCAUCCAAGAUCCUCAAGAAUGAGGGUCCGAUGGCCUUCUACAAGGGGACGCUGACUCCGCUGAUCGGAAUUGGUGCCUGCGUGAGCGUGCAAUUCGGUGCUUUCCACGAAGCGCGUCGUCGGCUGGAAGAGCUGAACAAGAAGAAAUAUGCCAACGGGGCCCUCUCCUAUGGACAGUACUACAUGGCCGGUUCGUUUGCCGGUGUCACCAACUCGGUGUUGUCUGGUCCGAUUGAGCACGUUCGUAUCCGGCUGCAGGCCCAGCCCCACGGCGAAGGACGACUAUACUCUGGCCCGAUCGACUGCAUUAAGAAGCUGUCCGCACACCAGGGUACGCUGCGCGGUCUGUUUCGCGGACAGGCUGUGACAGUCCUGCGUGAGGCCCAGGCGUACGGUUCUUGGUUCAUGGCUUUCGAGUACAUGAUGAACCAGGACGUCAAGCGCAACAAUAUCAAUCGUGAGGACAUCUCAGCUGUCAAGGUUGCCACCUACGGUGGUUUGGCGGGUGAAGCCCUCUGGAUUUCUAGCUACCCACUUGAUGUGGUCAAGAGCAAGAUGCAGACCGACGGGUUCGGUGCGGAGCAAAAGUACAGCAGCAUGCGCGACUGCUUCAAGAAGACCUACGCUCUUGAGGGGCUGGGUGGCUUCUGGAAGGGCAUCGGCCCGACUCUGCUGAGAGCCAUGCCUGUCUCCGCAGGAACUUUUGUUGUUGUCGAGCUUACCAUGAAGGCCCUUGGAUAG